GUGCGUCCCGGGCGCUUGUAGUGACGUCACACGCACGUUCUAUCAUGGUCCGGGAACGACGACACUGGUGACCUGACAACGCCAACGAGGAGCUGUCAGUGCUGUGUGUGGACACGGGAUUGGAAUGGCGGCUUGAGCGCCGUGUGGAGGGUCCGGAGUCACCGUCUGAAGGGAGAGGAGACAACAUGUCUGAACCGAACAGCGUGUCACUGCAGCAGAUGCUGGACAGGAGUUGCUGGGUAUGUUUUGCCACAGAUGAAGAUGACCGGACAGCAGAAUGGGUGAGACCAUGCCGCUGCAGAGGUUCUACCAAAUGGGUCCAUCAGGCCUGUCUCCAAAGAUGGGUAGAUGAAAAGCAAAGAGGAAACAGUACAGCUCGGGUUGCAUGUCCACAAUGCAAUGCGGAAUACUUGAUAGAAUUCCCAAACCUCGGUCCUGUCGUGUACAUGCUGGACCUUGCAGACAGACUCAUAUCCAAAGCGUGCCCUUUUGCUGCAGCUGGAAUAAUGGUGGGAUCAAUUUAUUGGACAGCCGUUACGUACGGAGCAGUGACUGUAAUGCAGGUUGUGGGCCACAAGGAAGGUCUAGACGUGAUGGAGCGGGCUGAUCCUCUCUUUUUGCUGAUUGGUCUACCCACCAUUCCUGUCAUGCUGAUUCUGGGCAAAAUGAUUCGCUGGGAGGACUAUGUUCUCAGACUGUGGCGUAAAUACUCAAACAAAUUACAGAUUCUUAAUAGCAUAUUUCCAGGAAUUGGAUGUCCCGUCCCUCGGGUACCAGCUGAGGCCAAUCCUCUAGCAGAUCAUGUCUCUGCUACUCGCAUACUGUGCGGAGCUUUAGUCUUUCCCACCAUCGCUACUAUUGUUGGCAAACUGAUGUUCAGCAGUGUUAACUCCAAUCUACAGAGGACAAUUCUGGGAGGGAUUGCUUUUGUUGCCAUAAAAGGAGCUUUCAAGGUAUAUUUCAAGCAGCAGCAGUACCUGCGUCAGGCUCACCGGAAGAUCCUCAAUAACCCAGAAGCAGAGGAAGUAUAAUUCUCACCAUCAUCUGUGUGUAUCGUACAAUCUUGUGCGCAAGGGUGUAUGUACUGUGUCGUAGUGACUCCUCGCCAUCACACAGUCCUGGGAAUUUACCACGUGCUGCUGCCGCCGCCCUUGGUUUUCCUUAUUUUUUUUUUCUUCAAGACACAAUAAAGCACUUUUGUAUAGCAGGAUCAGUACUAUGAGCAAUGAGCGGGUUGCAGGACGCACCAUCUUUCUACACUGCUUUAGACCAUCUUAAUAUUGUGCCGUUUCAGUUUUUUGCAUUUCACAUGCUGGUGUAUACAUCCAAAGGGGAAACUGUGAGGGACACCGAGGAAUAAACUGGAGCAUUGGGGUUACCAUUUUUAUAUUUUUAACACUUACACAAUGGCUUAAGCUAAAAGAUUUUUUUUUUAAUGUAACUUUCAGUUUAAAGUUGCUGCCAAAAGAGAAUGUUUGUAGAAUAAUGUACAGAGAUUUGUUGUCUCUAGGAGUUGCGCCAACGUCAUUCUAGGCAGUUUCAUUACCCGUAUUUUUGCAUCCUUUGUGAUUGGCUGUAAAGUUAUUGGUUUUACUUUUCUGAAGAAUACAGUCUUUCUCUGGCCUUACACUGCAUGUGCUUU
Molecule: messenger RNA, 1642 nt
Organism: Nanorana parkeri
Lineage: Eukaryota; Metazoa; Chordata; Amphibia; Anura; Dicroglossidae
Gene: MARCHF5
Product: membrane associated ring-CH-type finger 5
Exons: 6
Coding region: 186-1031 (281 amino acids)
Molecular function (GO): zinc ion binding
Source: RefSeq, a predicted model, not a curated record